Molecule: messenger RNA, 2097 nt
Organism: Acanthosepion pharaonis
Lineage: Eukaryota; Metazoa; Mollusca; Cephalopoda; Sepiida; Sepiidae
Source: the annotation of a GenBank genome assembly
AUGUUGAAUAGAAAUGAAAGAUCUGCUUUCAGCCUGAAGAAUGGCAUAAAUUCUGUCCCCUGCUCGAACAAAGAUGAUGUUCCUACCAAAAAGAAAGAUGACGUUUAUUCUGAAGUCACUGAUGAGGUACCUCCUCGUUUGGCUGGCCUUCCAUCAGGUGACCUGAAACCGGAAACUUUUGUUUCGCAAUUAAAAGAAGAAAUAGGUGAUUCUGUGCUUUAUCAACCUUUUGUAAUCGUUGGUCGGUUGUUGGAAGAAGGACGUCACCCUUGUACGCAACAAAAGACGCCUUCCUCUUGUGCUAAGAGGAGAAAAUGGUCAUAUUUCCAAGCAGAGAAAGAGGAAAUUUUAUACAGUGAAGACUCAAAAAAAUCAAAAUAUGAUGUCCGACAAAAGAACAGUCUUGUUGAUUGUUUGGUUGCAGAUUUGGAUGAAAUUAAUGAAAUCCCAUUUUUCGAGAUUGACCUUGCCAGAGAAUUGGCACUGAAAAUUUUUCAAUUUCUUGACUACAAAGAUUUGUGCCAAUGUGCUCAGGUCAGUAAGUCUUGGAAAAAUCUUGCUGAAGACAAUUGGCUUUGGUACCGAGUCUACAAACAGCUUUCAAGAAAAAUGUCUUUGGUAUUUAUGUCAGAGCACACAAAUUGGAAAGAAUUUAUGAAGGAAGAAUUUGAAAAACGAAAUACACUGUUGAUAAACUGGAAGGGUCGUUUGGCUCAAAUGCGUUCACUUGAGUAUCUAAGGGGUGGUGUUCUGUGUGCUGCUGCCUGUCAACAUUCAACUGUUGUGGCUGGUUUCUCAAAUGGUCAAGUGAAAUUAUGGAAUCUGGACAAUGAAGAAGAAUGUAUUUUUAAGCCUUCAGACAUGGCAUUAGUUUUAGAUGAAUCUGCCGAGGAGGGCACAAUAGCCAAUGGCAUUACAGAUUUGUGCACAAGUGAUCACAUGACCCUGGCUGCAUUUACGCAUGGCUUCGUAGAUGUCUGGUUGCAUGAGGGUGAUCUUUCCCCUGUUCACACUUUCCACUGUGGCCAGAAAAUCGAUUUCAUGUUAUUAAAAGAAUUGAACCAAGAAUCUCUGGUUGUUCUUAGUUAUGGGCCUUUUGUUCAGUUGGAAGCAAUCUACAAAAAUACAGAAGACGAGCAGCCUCACUUCAUUGCUCGGCACAAACUAGACAUCAACAACAAAAUUUCUGCAGUGAAAGUGAUUCCAGAUUCUUCAGCUAGUCAAAUCUUGGAUUGUAAUCUGGUCAUCGCCACAAACUACACAGUUUCUGUGCACCAAAUAUGUCAGGGCCCCACUAACCUUUCGGAAAUCCACAAUACGUAUGGUUCACCAGUCAGCUGUGUAGAGAUUUCUGCCAAUAGCCAAAUGGCAGUUGGACUUAGCAGUUCUUCCGGUUUAUUUGAUGGUUAUCAGCUGAAGCUUUAUGACAUUUUCAGUGGCAAAUUGCUAAACAGCCUCCAUGGCCACACAUGGUACAUCACCUGCAUACACCAAGGUGGCACGUCAUCCCCUUUUUUGAUGUCCACAGGCUGUGCUGACCGAAAGGUACGUCUCUAUGAUUCUCGACAGACUCACCCUGUCGCCACAUUUGCAGGCCACAGCCAAAAAAUCUCAGCUUUACAAAUGGAUGAUUGGAAAAUAGUUUCUGGCUGUGAAGAUGGCAUCAUUAGUGUUUGGGAUCAGCGGAUGAUGUCCAGGCUUUGGGAGGUUCGCAGCCGACAUCCAGUUCGAUUAUGUUCCUAUGAUGACCGACGAUUGAUUAUUGGAAAUAUUCCCGAGGACAAAUUUGCCCAACUCGAUGAAUUUGAUUAUUUUGCUGACCGUAACGAUCGUGGCACAUUGCACGUGUAUGACUUUUUGUGCGACCAGAGCCAUCGAGAUCACUUACUCGACAUUUGUCAGUCGGGCUAUGAUCAGAGACAAAGUUCUCAUUUCUUUGGUGACCAAGCUCCCUUUUUUUUUUCUUCUUAUUUUCUUCCUGUCCAAAUGGAAAGUUUGUCUUUCUUUUACUAUGUGGCCAAAGAAGGGGAAAACUUCCUUAAAACAUGUGGUAAUACAACUUCUUGUAACAUAUUUGCUUCUUCUUCUUCACUGUAA